This is a messenger RNA of Sebastes umbrosus (honeycomb rockfish), 8558 nucleotides long. It is a transcript of the gene pcdh7b, whose product is annotated as protocadherin 7b. Gene Ontology annotation, molecular function: calcium ion binding. Lineage: Eukaryota; Metazoa; Chordata; Actinopteri; Perciformes; Sebastidae. Bases 897 to 4688 code for a protein of 1263 amino acids. The record is from RefSeq and is a predicted model, not a curated record. Gene Ontology annotation, cellular component: plasma membrane. The transcript has 3 exons. Gene Ontology annotation, biological process: homophilic cell-cell adhesion.
UCAGAGUGCUGCAGAUAGGGUGCUGCCAACACAUGCGGCGCGUCUGCAGGUGAGGAGGGAACAAGAACGAGGCUGAAUGUGGUUGGACACGCACUGAGGAGGAAUUCAACCAAAACGUUCCCUUAAAGAAAAAAAAGAAAAAUAAUAAUAAGAAGCUGCAUCGGAUAUAUAAUUGUUUUGAUUUUUCUUCCCUUUGCAUUGUGGAGUUGCAAAAAAAAGGAAGAGAGAACUGCGCUGUCUUUGCAAGUGACUUGGAGGAAAAGAAGAGAGCAGCAAACCGGACAGGUAAUUUUGGCUUCAUAUUAUUCACAUCCUCGAGAUAUCGGAGAGUUUUGGAAACUGCGCGGGCAUUUAAAUGGACAUAUAUCGUCGGACUGAGGAAUAUUUGCAGCCUCACCAUCCAAAAAAAAAGAGGAGAUUCUAACCACAGACUGUGAGCACUUUCUGCUGAUAUGAUGCUCGGACUAUAACAUUUUUUUUGGCUUUUACGCGCAUGAAAUCCAAAGAUCUGUGGGAGCGCACUGAGGUGAGUUGUUGAUAUCAUUGCGCCUUUUUUUUUUUUUUUACUAUAUAACAAGGAAAGUAACAUCCAGUGCUGGAGGAAGGAAGGAAGGAAGGAAAAAAAAGCCCAGAGCAGAGCAGAGCAGAGAGAGCUCCGUGCACUUGCUGCUUUUGCACUGCAGCAGCAGCAGCAGGAGCGAUGUAGGAAGGCGUCCGGAGGAUGAAAUGAAGUCUCCCGGAUGAUGAAGUCUCCGAUUAUGAAAUUUUCUUCGCACAUUUUUUGGACUCUCCAGUAAGUGAUUAACAUUUUUUUUUUUUUUUUGGGACAUUUUUAAAAAAAAAAAAAAAAAUUUAAAGUGGACAUUUUUUUUUUUUUAUCCAAGAAGGAGAGAACAAUGAGGACUACUGGUGGUGCAGUGGACUAUUUGUACUAUUGCAUGCUCAUCCUGCAGCUGGUGCAUCAGCCCGCCGCCAAGCAAGUGCUCAGGUACCGCUUGGCUGAGGAGGGACCCGCCGAUGUCCGGGUGGGCAACGUGGCCGGCGACCUGGGCAUCGUCGCCGGCUCCGGCGAGGUGACAUUCACGCUGGAGUCGGGCUCCGAUUUCUUCAAAAUAGACAACAUCACAGGUGAGCUCACCACCAAUGAGAGGCGCAUAGACCGCGAGAAACUGCAGCAGUGCCAGAUGAUAUUCGAUGAGAAUGAGUGUUUUAUAGAUUUUGAAGUGUCAGUGAUAGGUCCAGCUCAGAGCUGGGUCGACCUCUUUGAGGGGAAAGUCAUCAUAUUAGAUAUAAAUGACAACACCCCUUCUUUCCCAUCCCCUGUCCUGACCCUGUCUGUGGAGGAGAACAGACCAAUUGGUACUCUUUACCUGCUGCCCACAGCCACAGACAGAGACUUUGGCAGAAAUGGAAUAGAGCGAUAUGAGCUCAUCCAGGACAAUGGGGAGAACCUCAGGCGCUUGGGCUCCAAUGGGGAUUCGUUCUCCGGGAAGAGGAGGUUCGAGGAAGGGGCGAGCAGGAGCAGCGUCUUUGAAUUGCAAGUUGCUGACACCACUGAUGGAGAGAAGCAGCCCCAGCUCAUUAUUAAAGGGGCCCUUGAUAGGGAACAGAGGGACUCCUAUGAGCUCACGCUUCGCGUCCGGGAUGGAGGAGAUCCCCCUCGCUCCUCCCAGGCCAUUCUCAGGGUGAUGAUCACCGAUGUGAAUGACAACAGCCCUCGCUUCGAGAAGAGUGUGUACGAGGCCGACCUGCCGGAGAACAGCUCCCCCGGCGCCCCCAUACUGCAGCUGAAGGCGGCCGACGCAGACGUGGGGGUUAACGGUCAAAUCGAGUAUGUGUUCGGGGCGGCCACGGAGUCGGUGAGAAGGCUGCUGAGGUUGGACGAGAGCACGGGGUGGCUGAGUGUGUUGCACCGCAUCGACCGCGAGGAAGUGAGCCAACUGAGGUUCACGGUAAUGGCCCGUGACCGAGGCCAGCCACCCAAAAUGGACAAGGCCACUGUGGUGUUGAACAUCAAGGAUGAGAAUGACAACGUCCCUGCUAUUGAGAUAAGGAAAAUUGGACGCAUUUUCUUGAAAGAUGGCAUAGCCAACGUGGCAGAGGACGUGGUGGUGGACACACCCAUCGCCUUGGUUCAGGUGUCGGACCGCGACCAGGGGGAGAAUGGCAUUGUGACAUGCACAGUGGUGGGGGAUGUUCCCUUUCAGCUCAAACCGGCCAGCGAGAUGGAGGGCGAGCAGAAUAAAAAGAAGUAUUUCCUGCACACGUCUGCGCCGCUGGACUAUGAGGCCCAGCAGGAAUACAAUGUGGUCAUAGUGGCUGUGGACUCUGGAAGCCCCAGUCUGGCGAGCAACAACUCUCUUAUCGUCAAAGUGGGCGACACCAACGACAACCCUCCUAUCUUCAGCCAGAAUGUAGUAACGGUGUCGUUUCCGGAAAACAAUGCCCCCGGCGAGAGGGUGACAACGGUGGCAGCCAUCGACGCAGACAGUGGGAAGAAUGCUGAAAUAGCCUAUUCCCUAGACUCAUCGGUAAAUGGGAUUUUCUCUAUCGAUGCAGACAGUGGAGACAUCCGAGUAAACGCCAUUCUGGAUAGAGAGCAAACGGAGCGCUAUGAAUUCAAAGUGAUAGCCAAAGAUAAGGGCGGAAGCACUCUACAGGGCUCUGCAACAGUAGUCGUCCUCGUGGCGGACAAGAACGACAACGAACCAAAGUUCAUGCAGGAUGUGUUCACCUUCUACGUCAAAGAGAACCUUGAGCCAAACAGCCCCGUUGGCAUGGUCACGGUCAUUGAUGCAGAUAAAGGCCAAAAUGCAGAGAUGAGUCUUUUCAUCGAGGAAGAGGAGGAAAUCUUUUCUAUCGAGAACGACACUGGGACUAUUUUCUCCACCCUGUCCUUCGACAGGGAGCAGAAAACCACAUACACGUUCCGCGUCAAGGCCGUGGACGGCGGCGAUCCACCCAGAUCUGCCACCGCCACGGUUUCUCUCUUUGUCAUGGAUGAAAAUGACAACGCACCAACUGUCACUUUCCCAAUAAACAGCUCCUACACCCUCCUCCCCCCAUCCAGUAACAUCAGAACAGUAGUCAGAACGGUCAUAGCCACCGAUACCGACACCGGCAUCAACGCAGACCUGACCUACAGCAUCAUUGGGGGGAACCCCUUCAGGCUGUUUGAGAUCGAUGGGGGCACCGGGGUCAUUUCGCUGGUGGGGAAGUUGGAGCUGAAGCACUACGGCCUCCACAGACUAGUGGUCCAGGUGAACGACAGUGGCCAGCCUUCACAGAGCACCACCACGCUAGUUCACGUGUACGUUAACGAGACACUGUCCAAUUCCACAGUUGUGGACACCCAGGUGGCUAAGAGCCUGAGCACGUCCCUCAACACCAACAUUGCUGGCGACCCCAACUACGAUCUAAGCAAACAGCGGCUAAGCAUUGUAAUCGGAGUAGUUUCGGGCAUCAUGACGGUCAUCCUCAUUAUCUUAAUCGUCGUCAUGGCCCGUUACUGCCGCCCAAAGAACAAGAAUGGCUACGAGGCCGGCAAGAAGGACCACGAAGACUUCUUCACGCCGCAGCAGCACGACAAGUCAAAGAAGCCCAAGAAAGAUAAGAAGAAGCAGAAGUCCAAACAGCCCCUCUACAGCAGCAUCGUCACCGUAGAGGCCUCCAAACCCAACGGGCAGCGCUACGACGGCGUCAACGAGAAGCUGUCGGACAGUCCCGGCAUGGGCCGCUACCGUUCGGUCAACGGAGGGCCGGGCAGCCCAGAUCUGGCACGGCACUACAAGUCCAGUUCGCCGCUUCCUACUGUCCAGCUUCACCCGCAGUCGCCGACAGCUGGAAAAAAGCACCAGGCAGUUCAGGACCUGCCCCCUGCCAACACCUUUGUUGGCACCGGAGAUAACAUAUCCCUUGGAUCUGACCACUGCUCUGAAUACAGCAGUCAAACUAUCAACAAGUACAACAAACAGCCGUUUCGCCGAGUGACCUUCUCGGUGGUGAGCCAGCCCCAGGACCCUCACCAGCAGGGAUCGCUGCAGAGCUGCUACGACAGCGGACUGGACGAGUCGGAGACGCCCAGCAGCAAGAGUUCGUCGGGCCCCCGGCUGGGCGCCCUACCCCUACCGGAGGACAGCUACGAGAGGACAACGCCGGAUGGCAGUGUCGGUGAGGCAGAGCACAUGGAAAAUGACUCCCGGCCCUUGCCUGACGUAGCCAUGACUGGCAAGUGCACCCGGGAAUGCGACGAGUACGGCCACUCGGACUCCUGCUGGAUGCCUGUGCGCACGUCGCCCGAGCGACGGCCAUCCAAGUCCACCACCACCCCCCAACAACCAAAGCUUUCCACUUUCAUGAGCGGCAGCGGCGGCGGCAGCAGCAGCAGCAGCAGCGGCAGCAGCGGCGCCGAGCAGCCCGGCAGCCAAGAGACCCUCGCCAUGGCCGCAAUGGCCAACGGAGACCCCAACGCCGCUCACAUGAUGGGCGACCGCAAUCGCAACCUGCUCAACAAGAAGAUGGCUUCCUCCUCUUCCUCCUACGAGGCCUUUGGCUCGCCUUCCUACGGCUCGCCGGGAAGCGGGGAGGAGGCGCUGGGCCACCCAACCGAGGAGAUCCCUCUGGCGCCCACCGGGGAGUACAAGCCCACAUCCUGCGGUACUCUGACGCGGCGGGAGGUGUACCUGUGAGCGUAUGGCAUUCAAAACACAACACUAAAGUGUAGCUGCUUACCCACCACCGUUACAGCUCUAGAAGCUUUUUUAGCCGCCCUUGUUCCCGCAAGGUAGGACUAAACUUUCUCCAAAGACUUUUACGACAGCUCCUUAAUGAAACGUGGAUAUAUAAACACACAUUUUUUUAAAGUGCUAAUUUCCGGCCAUGACCUGGAAGAAAAAGGAGGAGGAGGAAGAACUGUUGAGGGGCAUUGACGGGACUUGGGAACGAGGCUGCUCUUACUGGCGAGUCGGGCUCUUGGGACAUGAUCUGCUGCUUGACAGUCAACCUGUACAAUAAUCAUUUUACAUAAUACAGUACAUGCAUGCAUUACCCCCCCCACACACCAACACGUUCCCCCAUGAAGACCCCAUUCCCUGAAGAUGACACUGUACAAAAGAGACUAUUUCUUUUUGUGUUUUUUUUCUAGAAACAAAAGCUGUACAUGUGGACUAUUUUGACUUCAAAGUGUGUCUGGUUAUGCCUUUUUUUUAUUUCAGAACACUGCUCUGGCCGUGAUGUUCAGUGGCUGCAACAAUAUAUUGGACAUAAUGGUCUUUUAUUCAGACUGUACUGAGCUGUCUAUGGAUUCUGUUUGUGAUAAAAAGUUGCUCAAUGGCAGACCAAAACAUAACCGUGUUUCAAAUCUUAUAAGGACGGGAAGCUUUAAAAACCCAGAAAACAACACUUGUGUCAGUCCUCUCUUGGAAUGGACAGACAUGGGAGCCAAUGGGAAUUUGCUGCAACAGUUUUCAGACUACAACGCCGCUGGUAUGACGAACAAAACGAUGACUGAUUCUACCAGUGUUGGCACGCUCUUCACAUCUUCAUUGUACAUAAACAUCGGACCACAGCAACGACGCUAACCGCUCUCAUUUUCCCCUUUUUGUCUUGCUACCUUCCCUCAGUCUCUCGUUCUUUGUCUUCGAUUGGCGAGGUUGAGACCAAAAUCCCUCUUUUACGAGAUGCAAAAUUUUAGAGCCAUGAUCUAUCGGCUGGAAAAAGCAUGUGUGUACGUGGUCAUGCCUAUUCGGAAAUCACCUCAGUGGGAUGCUACUGUUUAUAUCGAGUUGUAAAACCCUGUUUUUUCGCAAUCACAUAUACAGACACAUACACACACAAGCAGAUGAAUUUAACUGAGGCCAGUGGACUGAAAAUCCUGGGUAAGCACAGCGUGGCAUGCCGAGAUUCAAAUUACCAAGAUGCAAUUGAAAUUAUGUGUGUGUUUGGGCCCGAUAUGCAGUAUAUAGUGUGUGUUUGUAAGCUAUAUUUAGUGUAUACUGUAGAUGUACACCGAUAAUAGGCUUAGGGGGGCGCAAACAUGGCCGAGCUGAUCCUGAAACAGCUGCAAGGACAGCUUUUUACUGUUAUUUCUUUCUUGUUGUGUGAUAGACUGAGCAAUAAAUAUCAUAAUGUACACGUGACCAACGAGCAUCAACUCCUUUUUCACUUCAAAGGUGACAUUAACCCAACACUUGGCUGUCCAAAAGUCCUUUUUUAGCACUAGUAGAUGUCGCUUUCCAUACAAUAGUACGCAGUAAUGACAUCUUUGAGCACGAAUGUAAGAAUCAGCUCAAUGGAAGAACAAUCAAAACGUCUCCGCAUGAGGUUUUUUUGGGAUUACAGGCUGAGAAAAAGAUGGCGUUCAAAAGUGAAACCAAAGCUUCGCAAACAGGAUGAAGCAUUCCCCCAUUACACACACACAAAAAUAGCUUUUUUUUUUAGGAGAACUUUGCUUUAAGUACACAUUACAUGAAGGAUUUUCUUUUCACAUGAAGGAUUGAGAUGUCUCGACAAAACAUCCCGACGCUUAUAACGACCACUCACACACACAGACACAUGACAAUGUUGAGAUGUUGUGCCUCCCCGUCUACAGUGAUGUUCCUUUUUUUUCGCAGCUGCAGAGGCGCAAAAUCUCAUGACUGUAAUAAAAAGCAAAAGAAUAUCAGAUGCAAUGGAACCUUUUUUGUAUGUUAGCAAAAAACCCCUUUGGUUUGAACCCGGAGCUGCUUUUUUUCUGCAUUCCGGCAAUCUAUAGUCUGUAAGUACUACUCGUUGGAAAGAAAGUGCUCCUAUACUUAUCAACUGUAUACAUAAAUAUUUACUUUUUACUUGCACGUUUAAUGGGAACUUACUUCACUUACUGAGAAGGAAGGCGGAAAAAAAAACUGUAAAACAAAAUGUACAAAAAAAUGUUUUUCCCUGUAAACAUGGAAAUCCACCUUGUUGCUUGCUUUUGUUAUACCUAAAGAAACAUGUAGUACAACUUAGUACAUCCAUUCAAACCACGCUGUUGUUUUUGAUUUUUCUUCAUCGUCUCUUUCAUAUGUUUAACUUUAUACCACGAGAUUUGCGUUUUUUUUUUUAUAUCUUCAUCUUGUAUUUUUUUACAUUGUAAUCCCGUACGUUUUAUUUGUCACACUUUUAACAGUCAAAAGCCGUGAAAAUGAUCAUGACAAUGUACUAUGUGUUUUUUCUUUAUCCGGUGCCACUUUGUAUAUUUAGAGUGCUUCUGAAAAAAGUAAAAAAACAAAACAAAAAAAAACACUAGAGUGAAUGCAAAUAUGCAAUUGUGCCUUUUUAUACCGAUUGGUAUGAUUAAAUGUUGGUUUGGAAUGGUGCAUAAACAAUUAACAUGCUUACAGAAAUAGAUGGGGGUGGCAUUUAAGAACGGACUGAAAUACAUUUGCAUAUCUUAGAUGAAAUCCCAUGAUGUCAAAGGCUUCUUGGAGGACAACCGGUCAAAAUGUCAGUGUAGGUCUAAUACUCAAAUGGCUAUUGUCCGCUGGGUUCAAUUAUCUUGUUCCAUUCCUAGCAUAUAGUGCAUUACCGAAUGGGUACAUUCAAAAGUUGCUUGUUGGUAGUAAUAAUAAUGAUAUAAUGGAUUUUUUUUGUCGUGUUCCACUCAUGUACAUGUAUGACAUCAGAGGUCAAGUAACCUUUUUUGUGCAUGAAACAAGCUCUAGGACUGAAUAUAGAAGCGUAGAAAGAUGCAGGGGGGGUUAAAAACAGAAAAAAAAAAUGCUUGGAGACAUUUGACUGCUCGGAGUUGAGGGAGCCUGGAGAUAAAAAUGCUAAUGUGACGGUUUACUAGGAGGAGUGGAAGUGGAGGAGGGGGUGAAAAAAGCUGCAGGGGAGAGUAGCUGACAGAACACACACCUCGGGAUGCGCCGAGCGAAACACAACGCCCGUGCGCGGAUUUACAGUGUAUGCAUAUCAGUAGGUGAUGAAACCCUGUCCUACAAAUAAGCGCGGUAUGAUGUUUGCUGUGAUACCGCGAGGUGAUGCUUUGAAUUCUACAUCAGAUGGAAACAAAGACGCUGUAGUGUGAACCUCAGACAAAAAAAAAAAGAGUAGACAUGAAAGAAAAAAAAUGUGGCAACUACACUGAAUACUCUUUCCUGAGUUUCUUUUUUUCUGAUACUCACUGAGGUGUUACAGAAUUUUUUUUUUUUUCUUAAGAUUCGACAGAGAACAGGAAGUACCUGCCAUCGAAAAUGUUUGUAUCUCGCCGCCCGAGGUGUGUGUUCAAGUCUGUGCUCUCUCUCUUCUACUCGUAUAGCCUUCACAAGUGUGUAAUGAGAUUUGUAAUAUUAACCAUUACUAUUUGUCCUGCGACUUGGAUGUUGAUAUAGAAAUUGAGGAACAAAAAUUUAUCAUCGUUUUAAUAUGAGUCACUAUGCACGCAGCUUAGCUGAACAUGGCAAAGUGUAUUGAACGCAAGUCCACUUCUAUUUAUGAGAUAUUUUACAUAAUUUAAUUUGCUUUUGUACAGGUUUGUGUAAAUAAAUUGCUUGUCAUUUUUGUCUCUGCAGAAAUUAAAAUAUAACAUGGUAAAACAAGUC